Molecule: messenger RNA, 2484 nt
Organism: Phacochoerus africanus (Common warthog)
Lineage: Eukaryota; Metazoa; Chordata; Mammalia; Artiodactyla; Suidae
Product: phospholipid scramblase 2
Exons: 9
Coding region: 613-1572 (319 amino acids)
Biological process (GO): plasma membrane phospholipid scrambling
Cellular component (GO): plasma membrane
Molecular function (GO): phospholipid scramblase activity
Source: RefSeq, a predicted model, not a curated record
AAAGAAAAGGCACCAUAAAGAAAAGAAAGCUUGACUCAUCUUCAUUUGUACUCUUUACCGCCUCCUCUUUCCCGGCUCCAAAGCAAGGGGACUCUCAAUGACCAAGGACAAAGCCAGGAUAAAGGAAAUUCUCCAGAGCCAGACCCAUAGUCCACCCCAGAGGCAGCCACUCCCCUGCUAAUGACUUUACGAGUCCCAACUGAUUUCGACGUCUCACUUCCUCGAGAUCCUGAACCUCAGAACCAACAUUUAGGAGCCGCUUAGGAGGCAAGCAGGGCGGAGGGCAUCCUCUCCACGCCGCGCGGGGCAGCGGUCUCGCCUCCAGGUCCCGAGCCCUCCAGAGGGGACGCGGAAGCGGAAGCGCCAGCGCGGGGACAAGGGCGGGAGGCCUUUUGUAGCCUAGCAUCUAGGAAACGAAACCAAAUCAGGUUUCGACACUGAGGUCGCUGGGGAACCUAACUGGUUACUUCAGGGAAGGUUGUGUAACAGGCGCAUUUGACCGCCCGCCGAGGGCCAGAGGAAGCAGACCAUCAGAUCAGCGCUUGGGUUCCCAGAGCUGGUCUCCCCUCAGGGGGACGCGGGUGCCCCAGCGGCUACAGAACUGUUUAAACCAUGGACAACCAAAAUGCGCAAAUGAAGGCUCCUUAUCCGGGAACACACUCACCAGCUCAGAAUCCCCCUGAAUAUCCUUCAGCAGGAUUCUCAGGACCUCCAGGAUAUACUGGCCACCCUGCCCCUCAGGCUGGCUACCCCAUCCCACCAGCUGGCUACCCUGCCCCCCAGGCUAGCUAUCCAGGUGUUGGUCCAGUGGGCUUUCCUGGCCAACACCAGCCAGUGUCUCAUCAGUCAGGUGCCCCUGUAGGAAUACCAUGGAUGCCGGCACCACCACCUCCAGCAAACUGUCCACCUGGAUUGGAGUAUUUAACUCAGAUAGAUCAACUAUUGAUUCAUCAGCAAAUUGAACUUCUGGAAGUCUUAACAGGCUUUGAAACUAAUAACAAAUAUGAAAUCAAGAACAGCCUUGGACAGAGGAUUUACUUUGCAGCAGAGGAUACUGAUUGCUGUACUAGAAACUGCUGUGGGCCUUCUAGGCCUUUCACCAUGAGAAUUCUUGAUAAUAUGGGCCGAGAAGUCAUAACUCUGGAGAGACCACUAAGAUGUACCAGCUGUUGUUUCCCCUGCUGCCUGCAAGAGAUAGAAAUCCAAGCUCCUCCUGGCACACCAGUAGGUUAUGUUACUCAAACCUGGCACCCAUGCUUGCCAAGGUUUACAGUUCAAAAUGAGAGGCGAGAAGAUGUACUAAAAAUUACUGGUCCAUGUGUUGUCUGCAGCUGUUGUGCAGAUAUUGAUUUUGAGAUUAAAUCUCUUGAUGAUAAAUACGUGGUUGGCAAGAUUUCCAAGCAGUGGUCUGGCUUAGUGAGAGAGAUGUUUACAGAUGUUGAUAACUUUGGCAUCCAGUUCCCUUUAGACCUUGAUGUGAAAAUGAAAGCUGUGAUGCUUGGUGCAUGUUUCCUCAUUGACUUCAUGUUUUUUGAAAUGACCAGAGGUGAACAGAGAUCAGGAGUGUGGUAGUGCAUUAAAUGAAAGUCUCAGAAAACCUUAAGUUUAUAUAUUGAUUGGGAAUACAUAAAAGAAAGACCCUGGAUUCUUUUCUUUAUUGAAAUGAGUUAUCAUAGCAUGUGUGAAUUACACUGUCAUGCCUGAAGCUCCAGGUAUAUGAUUUUACUUUUCAAAUUAAAUAAUCUUCUAUAUCACUUACUUAUGUUUUUAUACAUUUUCUUUUAUACAUUUAAUUGUAUACUUUUUUCAUUGUGUAUUUCAGAGAAAAAAUAUAGAUGUUUUUACAUUUAAAUGUAACUUCCUGUGAUGAAUUGCUGUGAGCUACAUACAGUCUCUAUUUUCAAUUUCUAUAGCAAAAUUAAAGCCUUUUAAAGUAAAUUUAAUAUAAAUUUAUGCACUAUUUUAUUAGAUCUAGUUCAUUUCAUAUGUAACAACAAAUGCUAUUGUGCAAGUACUGUAUAUUCAAAACCGUUCAAAACAAACAUAAUUUCUUUCCAAUUAUGUUCUUUAUAGUUAUGUUCAAAUGAUACUCAGUAUUCAUAUUAUCAAGGAAAAGUAAAAUGUACUUGUUUUUUGUUUGGAAAAUCACACUAUAUUUAACUUCACCUAUAAGCUAAACUGCGAGCAUAAAUAACAUUAUGAUACUGACAAAACUACAAAUUAAUAAUUUUCAUGAUUUUUCAUGAAAAAAGGAUGAUUCUAUCCCAAAGAAGGAAACUUUUAAAGACUCCCUGUAAAACUAGAUAUUGUUAUAAUUUUUGAAGUAAUUAUUUACACAUGGAAUGGCUGACUACUGUAUUUUAUCAUUCAUGGAGUAUGAUAGUUAUCAAAUUACUCAGGUGUUAGUUAAAUAGAAUAUAUAUAUUCUGUCUCAGAAUAAAUGUCUACAAUGCUCUAAUAGAUUAUUUUUAACAACAAUCAAAU